ACACAUUCUUCGGCGUUGUAAAGGACUAUAGAUUGCCCACCGUGGCUUUCUAUUGCUACAGCGCCGGCCUUUAGACAUUCGUAUACGUGAUGGCACUCAUCGGACCCCUCGUCCAUCGGCAUGACUUCUACGUCCGAGCUAGCGCAUAGUGCUAGAUCAAUGAUGCCUACCAAAACGAGCGUCUUUGGCUUCACUAUUUCUGGAUCUUUGUCUGCAUGUUUAGCAGCGUCCUGAUCUACGCCACCAUCUUCAUCUACCUGCGCGCUCGCUCCUAGGGGGAGGAUAUGUCCGGCCAGAUGAUCCACCGUGUGACACCUCUUAUGAUCCUCUACCCCGUCGUCUAUAUCGUCUGUACUGCGCCACUCGCUAUCGGUCGGAUAGUAGCGUUGGCUGGGAACAAGGCCUCAUUGGCGUAUUUCUGCGUAGCGGGGUCGAUGAUCGCCUGCAACGGCUGGCUUGACGUCUUGCUAUAUUCGACUACAAGGGCGGACAUUGUGUUGACGGCAUACCCGCCGUCAGAUGAUAUCGGGCUGGAGACUUUCGCAUUCAUGGGAAAGGGGCACACCUUUGGGACGGUUACCACGGUCGAGGCGGGGCCCGGAGGCGCCAGUAGGCUAGGCGGCGGUCAGUGGAGUCAGGGCAGAGACAGCGUGGAGAACCUGUAUGGACUGGAUAAGAUCAAGGUUAAGGGAGAGGUCACAGUUAGUGUGGAUGAUGGGAGAGGGAUGAGGCACAGGACUAGUACGGCAGAGACGGAGAACAGCUGGGAUCGGCCGAGCAGGAAAAGCUCGCAGACCUGAAGAUAGAGAUUGCAUGUAGG
Molecule: messenger RNA, 820 nt
Organism: Pseudogymnoascus verrucosus
Lineage: Eukaryota; Fungi; Ascomycota; Leotiomycetes; Thelebolales; Thelebolaceae
Exons: 2
Coding region: 285-800 (171 amino acids)
Source: RefSeq, a predicted model, not a curated record